AUGAGUUGGAUAUUCCACAAACGAUCAGUUCGAUGUGCAAUUUGCCUUGAUUGUCACAAUGGUUUUCAGGUCCGACUUGCUCCAAUUCGAACACCUUCUUCUAUUUACUGGAUCUUUGUCGCUAAUUUGAUGACAACUAUUGCUAACUGCUUUGCGAGGUUCUAUUCCCACAAGCAAAAGAAAAACCCUUUUGUCAGAAAAUCUUCAAGAGAUUUAAAGAUACAAGUAAGACAGUUUGGUGAAAUUAAGGAAGACAUAGCAACACCAAAUAAUGUACUUACUGAACCAUUCCGACCUUGCGAACUUAAUGCUGCGAUAAAACAGCUCAAGUGCAAGAAGUCUCCUGGCAAAGACGGUAUUCAUCCGGAAUUUCUAAUUAGAAUGGGACCAACAGCCAAGGAAACCAUGCUGACGCUUUACAACAAAAUCUGGGAGACCAGUCUCGUACCUAACCAAUGGAAAGUUGCCANAGAUCCUGGUUAUGGUCACAAAAGAGUCAUUGCUAGUAUUACCAUCGGUAGCAAAAGCAAUCAAGCUAUCAUGAAACUUCAAGAAGGCUGA
Rodentolepis nana is the source of this 561-nucleotide messenger RNA. Lineage: Eukaryota; Metazoa; Platyhelminthes; Cestoda; Cyclophyllidea; Hymenolepididae. The record is from the annotation of a GenBank genome assembly.